AUGCUGCGUCUCACACUCCUGUGCCUCUUAAUAUCAAGUCAGAUAACCGCACAUGUUACAGAGUCGCCGACGUUCGCCGAACGACUCGAUAAGUUGUACGAGAAAUUAGAAAAAUUUACCGUCGCGCCUAGAUAUAAUAGUAAACUGUACGCUAAGUUGGAUAGAUUGAACUCGUUGACACCGGACAGAGAGUUGAGUGAUGAUGAUGAGGAGCUUUUAUCCGCGAUGCAGUUGUGGGGGAGCAUGAGUGAUGACCAGCUCAGAGGAGUGGUCCAGGAGUUGCAGAGGAUCAAUGAUGAGAGAACAGACAAGUACACCGAUGAUUACUAUCCUGAAUGGAACGAUGAUGAUCUAGAUCAAGAGGGUGAUGGCGAUUAUGCAAACGACGUUGGUGAGGAGUGGGAUCCCUUGGAAGAUGACACCAGUUCCACCACUAGACCCUUGCUGGGAGUAACUCCAUCGGCCAUCACUAGGCUAGAUGGCUACAGACACACUAUAGUUUCCGCGGUGGACCCAGUAGCAGCUACAAAUGAGAGGCCAAGGAUAUUGGACGACUCACACGCCACGGCAGAAGAACGUGUGGCGACUAGAAAAGCUGUGAUCGCCAACAUUGGUAACGUCGUGCGAGCUGGGAAAUGUCUCACGCCACAACCACGUUGGCUCUCAGUCAGAAAACUAGCCCCGGCUGCUGAUACUGUAUACAUGCCUCCCUGCGUGCAAUUGCAUCGCUGUGCACCCGACUCCGGUUGCUGUUAUGACGAAUCUGAAGUGUGUGCUCCUGUGGAUGGAAAAUAUGUAGCGCUACCAUUCUUUUUAAAUAAACCAGACAAGAAUCUAACAGCAGCUCGAAUACUAUUCUUUAACCACACGAGAUGCGCUUGUGUUUCGCGUGAUACUCUACAGAGCACUGCCCGGACUAGAAUAGAACAUAAAGAAGAGAGGAAAGAGACUCGAGACAGAGAAAGACAAAAUGACUGGCAGGCUCCUACUGAAGAACCAGUAGCUGAGAAGGAUGAAGCACAAACAUCACCACCCUUACUACGCAGAUGUACAUGCCCAACGCUCUUUAGGAAGCGGAUCAAGGACGACGUGUGCAGCUGUGUGUGCGACUGGCCCGACCUUAACAAAAAACGCGACUGUCUCUCACUCGCUAAAGGGAGGGAACACUUCGGACUAAGAGACAGAUUCUGUGUGAAGCAAGGCGACUGCACCACACCGAACUGCGAAUACGGAGCCUAUGAUAGAAGUGCGGGGAGAUGUCCGUACAGAAGAUUUAAGAGAAGAUUCCAUUCAAGAAGAUACCAAUCAGAUAAACCAGCCGUUUGA
This is a messenger RNA of Danaus chrysippus (African queen), 1326 nucleotides long. Lineage: Eukaryota; Metazoa; Arthropoda; Insecta; Lepidoptera; Nymphalidae. The record is from the annotation of a GenBank genome assembly.